Molecule: messenger RNA, 1641 nt
Organism: Suncus etruscus (white-toothed pygmy shrew)
Lineage: Eukaryota; Metazoa; Chordata; Mammalia; Eulipotyphla; Soricidae
Gene: COPS7B
Product: COP9 signalosome subunit 7B
Exons: 7
Coding region: 243-1037 (264 amino acids)
Biological process (GO): COP9 signalosome assembly
Cellular component (GO): COP9 signalosome
Source: RefSeq, a predicted model, not a curated record
ACCGUCCGUCCCAUUGGCCUUCGCCGCGGAGGCGGAACCUUAUUGUGGGCGGAACUCUAGUUGAGCCGCCCGAGGCUUCCUCGGGAGCCGCCCGGGUGACGGCCCGGCGCGGCGGAGGCCGAAAAGCGACGGACUGCGGGCCCAUCAUGGACGCUUGACAACCUGCGGGCAGGAGCCGGGAGGCCGAGCCAGCGAUCCAGAGGACGGAGAGGCCGCGCGAGGACAGAUCUCAAGACCAGAGAAUGGCAGGGGAACAGAAACCCUCAAGCAACCUCCUGGAACAGUUUAUUCUACUAGCAAAAGGUACCAGUGGUUCAGCGCUCACUGCUCUCAUAAGUCAAGUCCUUGAGGCUCCUGGAGUAUAUGUUUUUGGAGAACUCCUAGAGCUGACCAAUGUGCAAGAGCUUGCAGAAGGAGAAAACGCCGCUUAUUUGCAGUUGCUGAACCUGUUUGCCUAUGGAACAUACCCAGAUUACAUAGCCAACAAGGAGAGCCUUCCCGAACUGAGCACAGCCCAGCAGAACAAGCUGAAACACCUGACCAUCGUGAGUUUGGCUUCAAGAAUGAAGUGUAUUCCAUACUCUGUGCUGCUGAAGGACCUGGAGAUGCGGAAUCUCCGGGAACUAGAGGACCUCAUCAUUGAAGCCGUCUACACCGACAUCAUCCAGGGCAAGUUGGAUCAGCGAAAUCAGCUGCUCGAAGUGGAUUUCUGCAUUGGCCGUGAUAUCCGAAAGAAGGAUAUCAAUAAUAUUGUCAAGACCUUGCAUGAAUGGUGCGACGGCUGUGAGGCUGUCCUGUUGGGCAUUGAGCAGCAAGUCUUGCGAGCCAACCAGUACAAGGAGAGCCACAGCCGAACUCAACAACAGGUGGAGGCAGAGGUAACCAACAUCAAGAAGACUCUCAAAGCCACUGCGUCAUCCUCAGCCCAGGAGAUGGAGCAGCAGCUGGCUGAGCGCGAGUGUCCUCCUCAUGCUGAGCAGAGGCAGCCCACCAAGAAGAUGUCCAAAGUGAAAGGGCUGGUGUCCAGCCGCCACUAGGGCUGGCAGGGGCAGCUGGCGCUCACCAGGCCAGGGCCAGGUGGGGAGGGCCCCUAGCUCUCUGCACCAUCAGUGAGUUCCAGACCUGCCCAGCCCCUCCCCAGCACCUCCUACCCAGUUGGUACUGUUCCAGAAGAACCGUUAAACCCCCCCUCCACCCCCUAGUUGUUCCUUCAGACUCAGGGGCUCCACUCAUGCCACCCCACAGGGUCAGACACUGCCCAGCUUACCUCCAGGAGCUCCUGUCUCUGUUAAGGGUUGGCCUCCCUUCCUGGUUUUUCUUUUGCUCGUGUCAUUUUGUCAGGCUGGUCACCAGCCCCAGCGGGGAGGGGCAUUCCACAGUGCUGGGGUAGUGAUCUCAGCCAGCCCACCCCACCUGCUCUUUCCCUCCUGCCUCAUCCUUGUUGGCAGCUCUGAGCAGACCACAAGGGGUACCCUACUGGCCAUGUUUACUAUACUCCCCCUCGCACUAGCCUCUGGCGCCGGCAGGGGGCUCUGGGAGCCUGUGUUUCCCGGCCUGAUGAUCCUGGUAGUCUCUGCUGCCUGCUUUGCUCAGGUGGGCAGGAAGGCUUCCGCUGCCCUGAAAUUUUUCAUUUUUAUGGCU